Messenger RNA from Tetranychus urticae (two-spotted spider mite), 1714 nucleotides. NCBI's taxonomy places the organism in Eukaryota, Metazoa, Arthropoda, Arachnida, Trombidiformes, Tetranychidae. The record is from RefSeq and is a predicted model, not a curated record.
UUGGUUGAAUUUUCUGUCUUGGUAGUUUCUGAACCUGAUUGCUUUACAGUGACUUCUUUACCCAUCGUCCUUAACUUUAAAUUCAAUAGAGCUGGGUCCGAUUGAUUUCGAGAAGAAUGUUCAUCAAUAAUUGUUAAGCCUAAACUAUCAUUGACCUUAUCCUGCCUUGGUACCAAUAAUGAAAUUAUAUUGUGCAUACACAUUUAGUUUGAUAUCUGCUAAGAUUUAAAGCCUUAUCUAACUUACUUUAAUGAAACCAUCAAUAUCUCAGACAGCAGCGUCUUUACUGUGAUUGGUUUAAAUCGUGUGUUAAAUUAACGCUCCUCCUUGUGUCAGUGUAACUAGACUUUUACCACAAUAUGUUUUGAAUUGCUGUCUCUUGAGUAAAUUAAAUGCCCCUUGAAUUAUAGUUACACUUUACACUGUCCCACUUUGCGUUCAAAUGACCACAAGUUUAACUGCAGUGAAAACCUACGAGCGUUUACCUAAAAAUGUGAUCCCUCAACUGUACAAGUUGGAACUUACCCCUAACCUGGAAAAUUUUACUUUCACUGGAAAAGAGGAUGUCGAGGUUUCAAUUAAAGAGAGUACAAAUCAAGUUAUCCUCAAUGCAAGUCAGCUUGAGAUUCAAAAGGCGUUAUUCAAAGACCCAUCUGGCAGUACUUUAAAAGGAAACGUCACGCUUGAUACAAAGGAUGAAAAAGUAUUGAUCAAAUUCGAUGAAAGCUUGAAGAUUGGCACUGGUACCAUUUCAAUAGCCUUUUCGGGUAUUCUUAACGAUCAAAUGAAAGGUUUUUAUCGUAGUAAAUAUAGAACCCCUUCUGGAGAAGAACGAUAUGCAGCAACAACUCAAUUUGCAGCUCCUGAUGCUCGUAGAGCGUUCCCUUGUUGGGACGAACCUGCAUUCAAAGCGCAAUUUGAAGUUACACUUAUCGCUCCUAAAGAUCGAACAGUACUAUCUAAUACCGAACCAGUUCAGCAAGUCCAACACCCUGACAACGCUAAUUUGCAAAUUGUUAAAUUUGCUCCAACGCCCAUCAUGUCAAGUUAUCUACUUGCUUUCAUUGUCGGGGAAUACGAUUUCUUGGAAACAAUCACUAAGAAUAAAACUCGAGUUCGUAUUUAUACACCAGUUGGAAAAAAAGAACAAGGUCAAUAUGCAUUGGAAAUUGCCUCAAAAUCUUUAACUUUCUUUGAGGAUUAUUUCAACAUUCCUUUUCCUUUAAGCAAAUUGGACCAUAUCGCUAUUCCUGAUAUUGCAUACGGCGCUAUGGAGAACUGGGGUUUGGUAACUUAUCGAGAAGCUCGGGUUUUGGCUGAUCCAAAGAAUACCUCAGCAAUAAACCGUGAGCAAACGGCAAUUACUAUUGCCCAUGAAACUGCUCAUCAGUGGUUUGGUAAUUUAGUCACAAUGGAUUGGUGGACUGAUCUUUGGCUCAAUGAGGGUUUCGCUUCUUUCAUGGAAUACCUAGCAGUAGAUAGUAUACAUCCUGAAUUUGAUAUUUGGUCAAAAUUCGCUUCAUAUGCAGCUCUCCCAGCACUUAAACUUGAUUCACUUCGUGAUAGUCAUCCAAUUGAAGUUCCCGUUUCUCAUCCUGAUGAUAUUGACUCGCUUUUUGACUUGAUAUCUUAUGAAAAAGGAGCUUCCAUUAUCAGAAUGUGUCAUGACUGGAUUGGUGAUGAGGUAAAUUUUCUUUAAACUCAGUAUUUUCUU